Molecule: messenger RNA, 4071 nt
Organism: Pipistrellus nathusii (Nathusius's pipistrelle)
Lineage: Eukaryota; Metazoa; Chordata; Mammalia; Chiroptera; Vespertilionidae
Source: the annotation of a GenBank genome assembly
AUGGGAGCCAUGCCUAGGUGGGCCUCGGGCCUCCUGGUCCUCCAGGUGCUGCUCUUGGUGAACGGGGAGCAGGGCACACAGGACACCACUGCCGUGGCCAGCGCUGCUGCUGAGAAGGGGCUCCACAUGCAGAAGGUGGGGUCUGGCUCCGUGCGAGCCGCCCUGGCGGAGCUGGUGGCCCUGCCCUGUUCCUUCACCCUGCGGCCACGGCCAGGGGCGGAGGGAGAAGCCCCUCGGAUCAAGUGGACCAAGGUGCGCACGGCAUCGGGCCAGUGGCAGGACUUGCCCAUCCUGGUGGCCAAGAACAACGUGGUUCGAGUGGCCAAGGGUUGGCAGGGACGUGUGUCUCUGCCCGCCUACCCCCAGCACCGGGCCAACGGCACGCUGCUCCUGGGGCCCCUGAGGGCCAGCGACUCUGGGCUCUACCGCUGCCAGGUGGUGAGAGGCAUCGAGGAUGAACAAGACCUGGUGUCCCUGGAGGUGACCGGUGUCGUGUUCCACUACCGGGCAGCCCAGGAUCGCUAUGCACUGACCUUUGUCCAGGCCCAAGAGGCCUGUCGCCUCAGCUCGGCCACCAUUGCAGCCCCGCGGCACCUGCAGGCCGCCUUCGAGGACGGCUUUGACAACUGCGAUGCGGGGUGGCUCUCUGACCGCACCGUUCGGUAUCCCAUCACCCAGUCCCGCCCUGGUUGCUAUGGUGACCGUAGCAGCCUUCCAGGGGUGAGGAGCUAUGGGAGGCGCGACCCACAGGAACUCUAUGAUGUGUAUUGCUUUGCCCGUGAGCUGGGGGGAGAGGUCUUCUACGUGGGCCCGGCCCGCCGGCUGACCCUGGCGGGCGCGCGCGCCCAGUGCCGGCGCCAGGGCGCGGCGCUGGCCUCGGUGGGCCAGCUGCACCUGGCCUGGCACGAGGGCCUGGACCAGUGCGACCCGGGCUGGCUGGCCGACGGCAGCGUGCGCUACCCGAUCCAGACGCCGCGCCGGCGCUGCGGGGGCGCCGCCCCGGGCGUGCGCACCGUCUACCGCUUCGCCAACCGCACCGGCUUCCCGGCGCCCGGGGCGCGCUUCGAUGCCUACUGCUUCCGCGCUCAUUACCCUACUCCCCAACACGGAGACCCAGAGGCCCCCUCCUCUGGGGAUGAGGGGGAGAUUCCAUCGGCAGAAGGGCCUCCAGCCAGAGAACUGGAGCCCAACUUGGGAGAAGGGGAAGUGGUCACCCCUGACUUCCAGGAGCCUCUGCUGUCCAGUGGGGAGGAAGAGCCUCUAAUCCUGGCAGACAAGCAGGAGGCUCAAGAGACCCCCAGCCCUGCCCUCGGGGUUCCCACACUAGCCUCAAGGCCUUCCCCGGAGACUAAGGAGGUGUGGCUAAGCACCGUGGCCCCAUUCUCGGGCAGCCUGGAGGAAGGCACGUCAGCUGGCACGCACAGCAAGGCGACCCCAGCCAACCUCAAGCCCAAGAGGCAGGGUCGCUUUAAAGGCUUGAAUGGGCGCCACUUCCAACAACAGGAAUUCCAGCAAGGGCUGGAGGGAAGGCUUGAGGUCAGUGCCCAGCCUCCCACCCCAGAGGCUGCUGGGAACCACGUGGAGCCUCCCCUGGCCACCGGAGCCGCAGACUCCUUAGGAAGUGGCAGGAGCCAAAGCCCCUGGGCUGUGCUGUCCAACGAAGUGGAUGUUCCUGGAGCUGGUUCCCCUGGUGGCAGGAGCCCCCCAGAGCCCUGGCUGUGGCCCCCAACAGUGGUACCACCCAGCGUCCCAGGCCCCAGCAGGGCCCUUGGCCUCGAGCUGGAGGAAGCCAAGGGCCCCAGUGUGAGGCUUGAUACCCUCAAACCUCCCUGGUCCUCCUCAGAGGCCACUGCUCCGGCUCCCAGCCCCUCAGAAGAUCCCAGGAGUGUCCCCUGGGAAGCAUUGCCCAUGGUCACCUCCCAAGACCUCCCUGUCGUGGCAAUGCUUCGUGCUCCCAAAGUGUGGCUCCUGCCACAUCCUACACCCCUCCCUACCCAGAUCAGUGGGGUUAAGGGUCAUAGUGAGGCCAUGCCCUCUGCCCUCCCCUCCCUGGCCUCGGAGACCCAGGCGGGCCCCCAGGACCCCAUCCAUCCAGAGAUGUAUUCCUUGCCCCCCUCCUUGGGCCUGACAGGACAAGGUCGAGAGGUCGUGUUCCCCACAUCCAGUGACCACAGAGCAGGAAGCCCCACCACCCUCUCGCAGGUAGCCACGGACACACAAACCAGAACCAGUCCUCAUGUCCCCAGGGAAGACUUUGGAGAGAUUGGGGGGACCAGCCCCACUGGACUCAACAAAGCUGAGCACCCCAGCUCCAGCCCACAGGCUUCUGUGGAUUGGAAUGUGGCAGCAGAUUUCACCCUCACAGAGAUGGCAACUGAGCCCACAGGAGGAAGAGGAAUCUCAGGGGCUGAGUAUGGGGCCUUCAACACAGCAGAGAGUCCCACUCCCAGCUCAAAGGCCGCUGAGGAAGAGGCACAGGGCACGUGGCCCUCACUGCACAUCAAAGAGCUGGACCCCCCCACCUCCUCUGCACCGGAGGGGGACCCCAGAGUUUCCCUGAGUUUGGAGCCUUGGGCGGCUACCGAUGGAGGAGGUACAGAGGGUCCCACACAUACAGCCACAGUGGACCCCAGUGAUGCUGGUAGGAUUUGGGAAUCUGGAUCCCUCAUGGCUGAAGGAGCUGAACGCCCCACCACGAGCCCUCAAGUGGCUGUGGACACAAAGGUGGUGACGUCCCUCGUGUCCCUGGACCAGGGGGACGAGGGUGGGGUCCCGGCCACAUCCACAAUUGACUCCUCCAGCUCCCAACCCCACCCAGAGCCAGAGGGCCAGAUGGCGACCCAGGGAACACUGGAAGCCUUGGUCCCUCCACAUGAGGACAUCCCCCUGGGGGAUCCCACUCUUCCUCCCUGGACACCUACGGUGGCCAGUACGGACAAGCCUGUGUCAGUGUCCUCAGGGGAGCCAACAGAGCUAUGGGACUCUCCCAGCACUCUGCUGCCUGCCCCUCGGGCCCUGGACAAGUUUGAGCUGGAGGUCCUUGCAGGAAGUGCCAAUGUGGAGGAGGCAUCAAGUGGAGAGGAGCCGGCCCUGCCAGGGACCCCUGCAGAUGGGAGCGCAGAGCAGACCCCGCUGGAUCCCUGCGAGAACAACCCUUGCCUGCACGGGGGCACCUGCAAAGCCAAUGGCACCCUCUACGGCUGUAGCUGUGACCAGGGCUUCGCUGGAGAGAACUGUGAGAUCGACAUCGACGACUGCACCUCCAGUCCCUGUGAGAAUGGAGGCACCUGCAUCGACGAGGUCAACACCUUCACCUGCCUUUGCCUCCCGAGCUACGGGGGCAGCCUCUGUGAGAAAGACACGGAGGGCUGUGACCGAGGCUGGCACAAGUUCCAGGGCCACUGCUACCGGUACUUUGCCCAUCGUCGGGCGUGGGAGGAUGCCGAGAGGGACUGUCGCCACCGAGCUGGCCACCUGACCAGCAUCCACUCACCUGAGGAGCACAACUUCAUUAACAGCUUUGGGCGUGAAAACACGUGGAUUGGCCUGAAUGACAGAAUCGUGGAGAGGGAUUUCCAGUGGACGGACAAUACAGGGCUGCAAUAUGAGAACUGGAGAGAGAACCAGCCGGACAAUUUCUUCGCGGGCGGGGAGGAUUGUGUGGUGAUGGUGGCACAUGAAAGCGGGCGCUGGAAUGACGUUCCCUGCAACUACAACCUCCCCUACGUCUGUAAGAAGGGCACAGUGCUGUGCGGCCCGCCCCCGGCGGUGGAGAACGCUUCGCCCAUCGGUGCCCGCAAGGCCAAGUACAACGUCCACGCCACCGUGCGCUACCGGUGCGACGAAGGAUUCACCCAGCACCACAUGUCUGUAAUCCGGUGCCAGAGUAAUGGCAAGUGGGACAGGCCCCAAAUCGUCUGUACCAAGCCCAGAAGGUCCCAUCGGAUGCGGCGACACCAUCACCACCACCGUCACCACCAACGCCACCACCACAAGUCACACAAGGAGCGCAGAAAACACAAGAAGCAUCCGGCAGAGGACUGGGAGAAGGAGGAAGGGAACUUCUGCUGA